UUUUAAGUUUUUUUUGUAUAUUAGGUUAUUGUAGCCUAUUAAAGUACACUGGAAGUUUAGUUUGAUAUGAGUUGAUUCUCACACAAUGAACGGAGAGGAAAAUGAAACAAGUGCUGUUGUCACGACGACGCCACCACUUAAAAAAUCUCCGACAGCUUCCUUAAAUGGUGACAAUGAAGCGACACAAGAUUUGGUACCAACUGACUUGACAUUUCUUAUCAAAGACAGAGUAAAGAUUAAAGGUACAUCCGAUGAUGCAUGGACACCUCAGCAUGACUCGGUGAUCAAUAACUUCAUCAGCGACAAUAAUAGUAAACUGUUAGUUGCUUAUGUUGACUCAGUGAAUGGAGUUACAGUUGAUACUGUCGUACCAAACAAUCAGAAUGCAGAGGAAUUGGUUUAUUUUAUUAAAACUGGGCGUUUCACAGAACUCACAGAAGCAACAUUCAGUUCAGUAAUUCAGUGGGGAACACUAAGAAGUGGUUACUUGGAAAGUUUGCUUCGCAUAAUGAAUGGCAUAUAUGCUCCACUAUUUUUCAAAAACACAAGCUGGCCAGACAGCAUUAAAAAUGAUUUCAGUGCUCAGCUACACAGGUUUUUGGCAAGCUUAACUGACAUCAAGCAUAAGAUGAAAGGAAAGACUGUGCUCUACAUUCCAAAUGAAGGACUUGACUUAUCAGCUGAAAUUGCGGCAAAAAACAAAGAGCUUGUUCAGAGAUUAGAAACUGCUAUGAUCCAUUGGACGCGUCAGAUUAAGGAAGUAUUGAAUGCACAAGAUGCAUUGGAGACUGCUGAAAGUUCCGGUCCUUUAGAAGAAAUUGAUUUUUGGAACAACAGAUGCAUUGAUCUGUCAGGUUUAAGCUCUCAACUUGACAAACCUGGAGUGAAGAAAAUACAAAGGAUUUUGGAGAAAGCAAAAUCUUCAUAUGUUGGUCCAUUUAAAAAGCUUUCUAAACUAAUUCAAGAUGGUUCUGCUCAAGCACAAAGUAACUUGAGAUUUCUAUCUUUGUUCAAAGGACCUUGUGAAAAACUUGCCACAGCAACACCCAAGGAUGUUCCAAAACUUUUACCUGAGAUUGUAAAGAUCAUCCGAGUUAUUUGGGUCAAUUCGAACCACUACAACACAAGGGAAAGGUUGACUGCUCUCUUCCGUAAGUUAAGCAAUGAAGUUAUUCGUAUUUGUUGUCGGGAAAUUUCCCUGGAUCGAAUAUUUGAUGGAUUUGUUGACAGCAGUUCUCUAGUUCUGACAAACUGUGUGAAUUGUUGUUUGUCAUGGAAGGAAAUCUAUAAAACAAAUGCUGUCAUUCACCACAGAUGUUCAAAGGAUGGUUGGGUGUUGGACCAAAGUUCGAUAUUUGCACAAGUUGAUGCAUUUGUUCAGCGUUGUAAAGAUCUUCUUGAAGUUUGUGAAUGUCAGCAACAUUUUGCCCGUCGUCAAGAUGGAGACAAGACAGCUAUGCCGUGUUUUGCUGGACAACGAGGACCAAGCAUUGCUCGUAGCUUGCUCGAGAUUGAAGGAACGUUUGAGAAACAUCUCCACAUCCUGCGAUCAGUUAAGAAAGGAAUAUUGGAUGUCAAAAAUACUUCUUGGCAUGAUGACUAUAACAGAUUUCGAACCGGAAUUAAAGAUCUGGAGGUGAUGACACAGAAUUUGAUCACAUCGGCAUUUGAAACUGUUAAGACUGUGGAGGAAGGAGUGAUGUUGCUUAAUGUCUUCCAUCAUCUCUCCGCUCGUGAAGCCAUUAAAAGAACAAUUGAUAAACGAACUGUUGAGGUAUAUUCAAUGUUCAAUGAUGAGCUGAACAGUGUAAAGAAGGAAUUAAGUUCAAAAGCCAAUAACAUGAUGGCUCACCAGCCAAAAUAUGCAGGAUCUGCUCAUUGGGCGCGUGCACUUAAGCGUAGAAUUGAUCGGCCAAUGGAGGUAUUAAAGGAAGCUUACUACCUUCCUGAGAUUGGUCAGGGUUUGGAAACACGAACUGCUUACCAACAACUUGCUACAGCUCUCGAUGAAUUUGUAAGGAAAACAUUCAAUGAGUGGACAACCACUGUAGAAGAGAACAGCAUGAAGAAACUGGAAAUCUCACUCAUGAAUAAAGGAGCUGUUACAAAGGAUAUGCUCAAUAUGAACUUUGACAAGAGCUUACUCAAGUUAUUCAAUGAGAUUCAUUAUUGGGAACGUCUGAUGUUUGAAAUUCCUCAUUAUGUAAAUGAAGUUUAUUUAAAACGUGAAGAACUCAGAAGUUUAAGGGAACAUGUUUUGCUUGUUGUCAGAGAUUACAAUCGAAUCAUUAGUGUUCUUUCACCUGCCGAACGCGGCCUGUUUAAAGAAAGAAUUCGAUCUCUUGAUAAAAAGAUCCACCCAGGCUUAAUGAAAUUUACUUGGGCAUCGAAGGGAAUCUCAGAAUUCUUUGUUGGAGAAUGUAGACUUCACUCAAAGAAGGUCCAAACAGUGGUUGAUGAUUACAAACUGGCAAAUGUCCAGAUUGCACAAAGCUGUCGGAAAAUUAGUGAAUUAAUAUUGGUUCACUUGGAUGGAAAACGUAUUUAUCAGGGCCUUGAGUUCCAAGAUGAUCAGUUUCGUCAUCGGAAUAACGUUCAAACACGACUCGAAGAAAUUCACAAAAAUAUUUUACAAACGAUGAAGAAUACGUAUCAAGUGUUUAAAGCUGAUGGACCAGAUGUUCAGCAGCAUUGGGUGAGAUACACAGAGAGAAUGGAUCAACAUGUAGAAGAUGCUUUUAGACUCAAUAUCAAGUCAUCAUUGCUUGAAAUAUCGAAAGCAAUUAACGGAGAUGGAAAAUCAACCCCAAAUCCUCUUUUUAGAGUGAAAGUUGUUCUUCAACCGGGGUCUAACCAAACACCAGUGGUUGAAUUUUCCCCAACACUUCAACAGCUAGCAAACAUUGUGCGUAACGUGAGCACACAACUAACCACAGCUAUUGCAAACUUUCGAAGAUUACCAGAGCAUCUUGCACGGGGGAAGAGAAUGCAUUACGACCAUAAGGAAGCUAUUGCUGUAAUGAUUGAAAAAGAUGAAGAGACAAGAAAAGUUCAAAGAACGAUCCAGGAAGGAAUGUUUGAGAACUCCAAACAUCUUCAAAGUUAUCUCACAACAUGGGAUAAUUAUAAAGAGAUCUGGGAAAUUAACAAAGAUGCUUUCAUCCGAAGAUACCAAAGACUAAAUCCCCCCGUCAUGAGCUUUGAUGCAGACAUUGGAAGAUAUGCUGAAGUGAGCAACAACGUUCAAAAAGAGGAAACUGUUCUUAAUAUUGAAUUUGUUCUCCUUGAUUGUUCACCACUCAAGUUUGCUUUGUUAUCGCAUUGCAAUGAGUGGCAGAAUAAGUUUACAACUUUACUCAAGGACAUGGCUUCACAACGACUUGCUGAACUUACAGAGUUCCUACAAACAAACUCAGAAAAGGUAAGCCAUGUUCCAAAGACACUUGAUGAGUUGGGAGAUGGACUUGGUUUAUGGGAGAAACUACAUGGUGAGUUACAAGGUACUGAACAAAGGAUCCCACCAAUACAUGAACAGUUUGGAAUCCUUGAAAAAUAUGAAGUUGCAAUUGAGGAAGAGACACAAACAAGGUUGGAUGGCCUGGGCAAAGAAUGGAUCGACUUCCAGCAAUGUAUCAUUGAUUCUGAGGUGAUGCUAAAGAAGAACAAAGAGAAGUUUAAGACCGGACUUCUUAGUCAAGCGGAAGAGUUUAGGAAGAGAGUGAAUGGACUUGCUUCCGAUUUUCUUCAACAAGGUCCGUUCAGCAGCCAGUUCACAUCAUCGGAUGCGAUUGACCUAAUUGCCCAGUUCAAGAAGAACCUGGGUGAUCUUAAAUUAGAAGAAGUUUCCUUGCGACGAGGACUUGGUUUGUUUAAAAUUGAACAACAGCCUUCCAAGGAACUGAUUAACCUUGAUAAAGAUCUUGACAAUAUUGACCAGGUUUGGGAUCUGACAAAACAAUGGGAAUCCUUAUGGGAUGAAUGGAAGGUUGGACAGUUUAAGAAUCUUGUAACAACUGAUAUGGAAAUGACGGCUCAAAAUUUAUACAAAAAACUCAAUAAACUCAGCAGAGAACUGAAGGAAAAGGAAUGGGAAAUAGUUGAACAUUCAAAACACAGGAUUGAUCAGUUUAAACGAACAAUGCCUCUUAUUACUGAUCUAAAGAACGAUGCAAUGAGAGAAAGACAUUGGAGUCAAAUUAAAACUGAAGUUCAACGUCCGUUUGAUCAUCUAAGUGAGACGUUUACAUUGGAACGAAUCAUUGAUCUUGGAUUGGAUGCUUUUGCUGAAAAAGUUGCUGAGAUUUCAGGAGCAGCAAGCAAGGAGCUUGCUAUUGAAGAGACACUCGCUGGCAUUGAAAAUAUUUGGAGAGAUGUCACUCUUGAUAUUACCACUUACAAAGAUAAAGGUCAUUUCAAACUGCGUGGAACGGAUGAAAUUUUCCUUCAACUUGAAGAUCACCAGGUGACACUAUCAACAAUGAAGGCGUCGCGCUUUGUGAAAGCUUUCGAGAAAGUUGUUGAUACGUGGGAGCGAGCCUUGUCACUUAUACUUGAGUGUAUAGAGAUGAUACUCACUGUACAACGACAGUGGAUGUACCUUGAGAAUAUUUUCCUCGGUGAGGAUAUUCGUAAACAACUUCCUCGUGAAUCAGCGGAGUUUGACGAUAUUAAUAGUAAGUGGAAGGUGAUCAUGACGAGGUUAAACAAAGAUAACAACGCCAAGAGAGGAACACACCAUCCAGGUUUACUUGAGGUCCUCAAUGACAUGAACACCAAACUUGAAGAGAUUCAGAAAUCCCUUGAUAUGUACCUUGAGACAAAGAGACAAAUAUUUCCGCGAUUUUAUUUCCUUUCAAACGACGAUUUGCUUGAAAUUCUUGGCCAAUCUAGGAAUCCAGAAGCUGUUCAACCUCACUUGAAGAAAUGUUUUGAUAACAUCAAGUCACUGUUGAUGAAGAAGGUUGGGCACGGGAAUAAGAUGGAGGCAUCGGGGAUGUAUUCGUGUGAAGGAGAAUAUGUCGAAUUCGGGAAUCCAGUUAUUUUAGAAGGUCCAGUGGAGGCAUGGUUGUGCGAUGUUGAACAAACCAUGAGGUGGACAUUGAAGGAGGUUCUUAAACAAACAAGGCUUUCUUUGAAGAAGAUGAUCAGUAAGAGAGAUAAAUGGAUCAAAGAGUGGCCGGGACAGCCUGUGAUCACAGCAAGUCAAAUUCAAUGGACAGCUGAUUGUAUUAAAGCUUUAAUUACAUGUAAAGAGAGGGGAGACAAGAAAGCUCUUAAGAGUGUGAAAAAGAAACAGGUCUCUAUGUUGAACAAAUACUCUGAAGCCGUCAGAGGAAAUUUGAACAAAAACCAACGAUUGAAAGUUGUUGCUUUGGUAACCAUAGAGGUUCACGCUCGUGAUGUCAUCGAUAAGUUGAUAAAAACUGGAACUAAUGACGUCACUGCGUUUGAAUGGUUGCAACAACUUCGUGUGUAUUGGGACAAGGAUAUAGAUGAUUGUGUUGUAAGACAAACCAACACCCAGUUUCAAUACGGUUACGAAUAUCUCGGUAACUCUGGUCGACUCGUAAUUACUCCACUCACUGAUCGAUGUUACGUCACCUUAACCACUGCAUUACAUUUGCACAGAGGUGGAAGCCCUAAAGGCCCUGCAGGUACAGGGAAAACUGAGACAGUUAAAGAUUUGGGAAAAGCGCUUGGAAUGUAUGUCAUUGUGGUUAAUUGCUCUGAAGGUUUGGACUACAAGAGCAUGGGGAGAAUGUACAGUGGUCUUGCACAGACAGGAGCAUGGGGUUGUUUUGAUGAGUUCAACAGAAUCAACAUUGAAGUAUUGUCAGUUGUUGCGCAACAAAUUCUAUCAAUAUUGUCAGCUUUAUCAACCGGACAAUCACGGUUUGUGUUUGAAGGAAGAGAAAUUAACUUGAUUUGGUCGUGCGGCAUUUUCAUUACAAUGAACCCAGGAUAUGCUGGUCGUACUGAGUUACCAGACAACUUGAAAUCCAUGUUCCGACCAAUAGCCAUGGUGGUGCCCGACUCAAAUCUCAUUUCAGAAAUCAUCUUGUUUGGUGAAGGAUUUGGAAACUGCAGGCCACUUGCAAAGAAAGUCUACACCUUGUAUUCGCUUGCAAUUCAACAACUAUCAAAGCAAGAUCACUAUGAUUUCGGACUUCGUGCUCUUGUGUCAGUCCUGCGAUAUGCUGGGAGGAAGAAGAGAGCAAAUCCGGAUAUGUCCGAUGAGGAGAUUCUACUUCUUGCCAUGAAAGAUAUGAACAACGCAAAACUGACGGCCGUCGAUCUUCCAUUGUUUAACGGCAUUGUGGGAGAUUUAUUCCCUGGUGUGGAAGCACCCACCUUUGAUUACGGCAAGCUAAUUGAAACUAUCAACAAAGUGAUCUUAGAGCACAAACUACAGAAAGAUCCUCAUAUUAUAAGUAAAGUGAUUCAACUUUUUGAGACGAAAAACUCACGUCACUCCGUCAUGAUCGUUGGCCAAUCAGGGGCCGGUAAAUCGGUCACAUGGCGAAUGCUACAAGCUGCUUUAACGAGAAUGAAAAAGAAUGGAGCUGCUGGAUUUACUCUCGUCAAGGAUUUUCCAAUCAACCCAAAAGCAUUAUCACUGGGCGAGCUGUAUGGAGAAUUUGACCUCAGUACCAAUGAAUGGACGGAUGGUGUUUUAUCGAGUGUUAUGCGCCACACGUGCGCUGAUGAGAAGCCCGACCAAAAGUGGUUGGUGUUUGAUGGGCCAGUGGACACAUUGUGGAUUGAAAGCAUGAACUCAGUCAUGGACGAUAACAAAGUCUUGACGUUGAUCAACGGAGAGAGAGUGAGCAUGCCUGAUCAGGUGUCUCUUCUAUUUGAAGUUGGUGAUUUAUCAGUUGCAUCACCAGCCACUGUUAGUAGAUGUGGUAUGGUCUACUUUGAUUAUGUUGAUCUUGGAUACAAACCAUUUAUUGCGUCGUGGCUACAACAAAAAUCCAAGGAUAUUGUUCCAAUCUUGCAAGAAUUAAUUGUCAAGUAUAUAGAUAAAGUACUUGAGUUUAAGAAACACAAUUGUAAAGAACCUGUUCCACUACCUGAGCUGAAUGGAAUAAGAUCUCUAUGUAACUUGUUUGACACACUUGCAACUGCGGAAAAUGGUGUAAAUCCUGGUGAUAGUGAGAACUUCCCGAGAAUGGUGGAACUUUGGUUCCUCUUCUCCCUCAUCUGGACUGUGGGAGCAGCUGUGGAUGAAGAUGGAAGGAGGAAAGUUGAUAAUUAUCUUCGGGAGAUUGAUGGAAGUUUUCCUAACAAGGACACGGUGUAUGAAUAUUAUGUGGAUCCAAAAUCAAGAACAUGGGUGAACUUUGAAGAAAAACUUCAAAAAGGAUGGAGAUAUCCACCUAAUGCUCCAUUCUAUCGCAUCAUGGUUCCCACUGUUGACACGGUUCGUUACGAUUUUCUCGUCACCUCCCUUAUAAUGAAAGGAUUCCCUGUGCUACUGGUUGGUCCUGUGGGUACAGGGAAAACAUCCACAGCUCAGAAUGUUUUGUCUAAAUUGGAUGCAACAAAAUACAUCACUCUCACCAUAAAUAUGUCGUCACAGACAACUUCAAACAACGUACAGGAAAUUAUUGAGAGUCGAGUAGAGAAGAGAACCAAGGGAGUUUACGUUCCAGUGGGGAGUAAAAAGAUGAUCACUUUCAUGGAUGACUUUAACAUGCCAGCUAAAGACACGUUUGGUAGUCAACCCCCGCUUGAGUUAAUCAGGCAAUGGAUUGAUUAUAGUUUCUGGUACGACAGACAGAAGCAAAUCACAAAACAUAUCAAGGAUAUGUACUUGCUCUGUGAUAUGGGACCACCGGGUGGAGGUAGACAAGUUAUUUCACAACGACUUCAAACCAGAUUCAACUUGAUCAACAUGACUUUUCCAAGUGAGACACAAAUCAAGAGAAUCUUUGGCACGAUGAUCAACCAGAAGUUGCAAGAUUUUGAGGAAGAUGUGAAACCCGUUGGUGACAUCAUCACGCAAGCAACCAUCGAUGUUUAUCGAUUAGUUGUUGAAAAAUUCCUUCCAACACCAGCCAAGAUUCACUAUCUUUUUAAUUUAAGAGACAUUUCCAAGGUGUUCCAAGGUCUGCUGCGUGCACACAAAGAUUUCCAUGAUACAAAACAUAGCAUGACAAGGUUGUGGAUUCAUGAAUGUUUCAGAGUUUUCUCUGAUCGCUUGGUUGAUGCAAAAGACACAGAAAACUUUAUUGGAAUGCUUAGUGACAGACUCGGAGCUUUGUUUGAUCAAACUUAUCAUAACUUGUGUCCAAACAAACAGCCUCCUGUGUUUGGUGACUUCCUAAACACAAAUGAGGUUUAUGAAGAUCUUGUUGAGUUUGUUCUAGUGAAGAAGUAUAUGGAAGAUCAGAUGGAAGAUUACAACAUGACACCGGGUGUGGUGCCCAUGGAUCUUGUGUUGUUCAAGGAUGCAAUAGAACACGUUGCUCGUAUAAUCCGUGUGAUUCGUCAACCUCGUGGAAAUAUUCUCUUGAUCGGAAUAGGAGGUUCAGGGAGACAAAGCUUAGCGAGAUUAGCAGCUUAUAUUUGUGAAUACAGCACUUUCCAAAUUGAAGUGUCGCGAAAUUACAGAAGCCAAGAGUUUAGAGAUGAUCUGAAGAGAUUGUAUUAUCAAGCUGGUGUUGAAAACAAGCCAACAGUUUUUCUCUUCAACGACACGCAAGUGGUCGAAGAAAUUUUCCUCGAGGAUAUUAACAACAUUCUCAGUAGCGGGGAAGUCCCUAAUUUAUACAAGCCGGAUGAAUUUGAAGAAGUGAGGAAUGAGUUGGAGGCGGAUGCAAAGAAGGAAGCCAUCGCUGAAACUCCAGAUGCGAUGUUCCGCUUCCUCAUCGAUCGAGUGAGGAACAAUCUUCACGUCGCACUUUGUAUGAGUCCUGUAGGAGAACUUUUCAGAAAUCGUAUUCGGCAGUAUCCUGCUUUUGUGAAUUGCACAACAAUUGAUUUAUUCACUGAAUGGCCACAUGACGCUUUAUUGGAAGUCGCUGAGAAAUAUCUGGAAGGUCUUGAUCUUGGUUCAAGUGAAGAUAUAAACAAGAAUGUCGCUCAAAUCUUCGUGACAAUGCAUCGCUCUGUUGUCACUUAUUCCGAAAAACUUCUGUUUGAGUUAAAACGUCAUAACUAUGUUACUCCUACCAAUUAUUUGGAACUUGUAUCUGGAUACAAAGGUUUGCUAUUCGAAAAACGCAAAGAACUUGGUGACCAGGUAACGAAACUGAGGAACGGUUUGUUCAAAAUUGACGAUACAAGAGCUAAAGUUGAAGCAAUGUCUAUUGAUCUUGAACAAGCAAAAACUAAAGUUGCUCAGUUUCAAAAAGAAUGUGAAGAAUAUUUGGUGGUGAUCGUGCAGCAGAAGAGGGAAGCUGAUGAACAACAGAAGUCAGUUGCUGCGUAUGGUGAACGUAUACAAGCUGAGGAAGUUAAAUGUAAAACAAUGGCUGAUAAUGCACAGCGGGAUUUGGAUGAAGCAAUCCCUGCUUUAGAAGAAGCAACUAAGGCGUUAGAAGCACUGAAUAAGAAGGACAUAACAGAAAUUAAGUCGUAUGGACGACCACCAGCUUUGGUUGAGAUGGUGUUGCAAGCUGUCAUGAUAUUGAGGGGAAGUGAACCAACUUGGGCUGAAGCUAAACGACAACUUGGCGAUCAGAAUUUCAUUAAACAACUUGUCAGCUUUGAUAAAGAGAACAUGUCGGAUCGAGUUUUAAAAAAGAUCGGACAACAAUAUGUUGCACAUUCGGAGUUUCAUCCUGACAAUGUGGGUCGUGUAUCAGUUGCUGCCCAGUCACUAUGUUUAUGGGUUCGUGCCAUGGAACUGUUCGGAAGGAUUUACAGAGUGGUGGAGCCAAAGAGACAAAGAUUGGAUGCAGCGUUGGAACAACUUAAAGAGAAACAAGCUUCGUUGGCCGAAGCGAAAAGGAAACUUGAGGAAGUUACAGAGAAAAUGGAGAACCUUAAAAAGCAGUAUGAGAAAAAAUCAGCGGAGAAAGAAGAGUUGAAAAGAAAAGCUGAAGAAACUGAGUUGAAGCUGACAAGAGCUGGCAAACUGGUGGCUGGUUUGGCUGGUGAGAAGAUUAGAUGGGAAGCAACAGCUGAGAACUUGGAAGAAUCAAUGGGAUAUCUGGUUGGUGAUUGUCUUGUUGCUUCUGCUUUCCUAUCAUACAUGGGACCUUUCCUUUCAAACUACAGAGAUGAAAUGGUUGACAAAAUCUGGCUCAAACAGGUUCAUGACUUACAUGUUCCAUGCUCCCCUAACUUUACAUUCGCUGAGUUUCUAUCAAAACCAACACAAACAAGGGAGUGGAAUUUACAAGGAUUACCUUCCGAUGCUUUCUCAACUGAAAAUGGUGUUAUUGUUACUAGGGGCAACCGUUGGCCACUAAUGGUUGAUCCACAAGGACAAGCAAUUAAAUGGAUCAAGAACAUGGAAGGUCGACGUGGUUUGAAACUUAUUGAUCUACAACAACAUGAUUAUCUUCGUACACUGGAAAACUCAAUUCAAUUUGGAUCACCAGUUCUUCUGCAGAACGUACAAGAGGAACUUGAUCCCUCACUUGCUCCAAUAUUAAACAAAGCAAUCACUAAAGUUGGCGGUCGUAUGUUGAUCAAGCUUGGUGACAAAGAGGUCGAAUACAACACUGACUUCAAGUUCUAUAUCACAACUAAGUUAUCCAAUCCUCACUACGCACCUGAGAUAUCAACUAAGACAAGCAUCGUUAACUUUGCGGUGAAGGAACAAGGUUUAGAGGCUCAGUUGCUUGGUACUGUCGUGCGGAAAGAAAGACCCGAGCUGGAGGAACAGAAAGAUAGUCUGGUCAUUAACAUUGCUUCUGGGAAGAACAAACUCCAAGAGCUGGAAGAUGAGAUCCUCCGUCUCCUCAAUGAAGCUCAAGGAUCACUCCUGGAUGAUGAGCAACUUGUCAACACUCUUCAUUCUUCCAAGACAAUAUCAGCUGAGGUGUCGGAACAACUUCAAGUCUCCGAGCAGACAGAAAAGAAGAUUGAUGCUGCAAGAGAAGGUUACAGACCAUGUGCACAACGAGCUUCUAUUCUGUUCUUUGUAUUAAACGACAUGGGAAGAAUUGAUCCGAUGUAUCAGUUCUCGCUCGACUCUUUCAUUGAUCUCUUCAAUCAAUCGAUUGAUAAAAGUCAAAAGAGUCCAAAACUUGAAAACAGAAUAAAUAACUUGAAUGAAUACCACACAUAUGCUGUAUACAGAUACACGUGUCGUGGAUUGUUUGAAAUGCACAAGAUGCUCUUCAGUUUCCAGAUGUGCGCAAAGAUCCUCGAAUCUGCAUCCAAGAUCAACAUGGAUGAAUACAACUUCUUCUUACGUGGAGGAGUGGUGUUAGAUAGAGAGGGUCAGAUGGACAACCCAUGUCCCAAUUGGCUUGCUGAUUCAUGCUGGGAUAAUAUCACCGAACUUGACAAGCUUACCAACUUCCAUGGUAUAAUGACAUCAUUUGAGCAAUAUCCACGAGAUUGGCACGUUUGGUUUACAAGUCCUGAACCUGAGAAUGCUCCUUUACCAGGGGAAUGGGAGAACUCGUGUAAUGAAUUGCAACGCAUGGUGAUCGUUCGUUCUUUACGUUCUGAUCGCGUUUCAUUCUGUGCCACAAGUUUUAUUGUGAAUAAUCUCGGCGCAAAGUUUGUUGAACCUCCUGUGCUUGAUAUGAAGCAAGUGGUGGAUGAUAGUACAACCAGAUCUCCUCUUAUAUUUGUUCUUUCACCCGGUGUGGAUCCAACCAGUGGAUUACUUCAACUUGCUGAGCAAUGUUCGAUGGCUCAUAGAUUCCACGCUUUGUCUCUUGGUCAAGGUCAAGCUCCAAUUGCAACAAGAAUGAUCAAGGAAGGCGUCAAAGAAGGAAACUGGGUGUUCUUGGCUAACUGCCACUUGUCACUUAGUUGGAUGCCACAGCUUGAUAAACUGGUGGAACAACUACAGGUUGAAGAGCCUCACAGUGACUUUAGGUUGUGGUUAAGUUCGUCUCCUCAUCCAGACUUUCCAAUCUCCAUUCUUCAAGUUGGGAUUAAAAUGACAACAGAACCACCCAAGGGUUUGAAAGCAAAUAUGAAACGUUUGUAUCAACUUAUCACUGAGCCUCAGUUUGCGCGAUGCACCAAACCAAGCAAAUAUAAAAAACUUCUUUUUGCUCUUUGCUUCUUCCAUUCACUUCUUAUUGAACGAAAGAAGUUUUUAAUGCUUGGGUGGAAUAUUGUUUAUGGCUUUAACGAUUCAGACUUCGAGGUAUCGGAAAACCUACUUUCAAUAUAUCUGGAUGAAUAUGAGGAAACGCCAUGGGAUGCACUGAAGUAUUUGAUCGCUGGUGUUAAUUACGGAGGUCACAUCACUGAUGAUUGGGACAGGAGAUUACUUCAUAGUUACAUCAACACAACAUUCAACAACGAAUCUAUAUCAACUGCGUUUUACAAAUUAUCCACCAUGGAUACUUACUAUAUUCCAAAAGAUGGAGGAUUAGGAACAUACAAGGAAUACAUCAGCAUGCUUCCCAAUGUUGAUAACCCUGAAGCAUUUGGUCAACACCCCAACGCAGAUAUUGCUUCACAAAUCACUGAGGCACGAACACUGUUUGAAACAUUGCUUUCACUUCAACCAAAAGUUGCUACGACGACAGGUGUUAGUCAGGAAGACAAGGUGCUUGAUCUGGCUGCAAAUGUGUUGAAGACAAUUCCAGAAGUAAUUGAUUAUGAAGGAACAGCAAAGAUUUUAUCGGACGAUCCAAAUCCUUUAAAUGUUGUAUUAUUGCAGGAAAUUGAAAGGUACAACAGUUUGCUUGUAAUCAUGAGACAAUCACUUAUUGAUUUGGAGAAAGGAAUCCAGGGUUUGGUGCUGAUGUCUUCAGACCUUGAGGAAACUUUCCAGUGUAUAUUUGAAGGCAGGGUACCUUCCAUGUGGGAAAAGACUUUCCCAUCAAUGAAACCACUUGGAGCAUGGACAAGAGAUUUAGUUGCCAGAGUUGAGUUAUUCGCAAAAUGGGCGGAAACAGCUCAUCCUCCAACAAUAUUCUGGAUGUCAGCGUUUACGUUUCCUACAGGAUUCCUCACAGCAGUGUUACAAACAUCUGCUCGUGCAAAUGCUGUUUCUGUUGAUUCCUUAUCAUGGGAGUUUGUUGUUUCCACUGUUGAUGACAAUCACAUUACUUCACCACCAAGAGAUGGAGUUUGGGUGAAGGGACUUUUCCUUGAAGGAGCAGGUUGGGACAAGAAGAAUUCAUGUUUGGUUGAAGCCAAUCCCAUGCAACUAACAUGUGCUAUUCCAACCAUCCAUUUCAAACCAAGCGAAGCCAAGAAAAAAUCUGGGAAAGGAAUAUACAGUUGUCCGUGUUAUUACUUCCCUAACCGCGCUGGAUCUUCUGGUAGAAGUUCGUUUAUUGUGGCUGUUGAUUUGAAAGCUGGUUCAUCCAGUUCUGAUCAUUGGGUGAAACGAGGGACGGCACUUCUUAUGUCACUGGACCACUAACUUCAAUGUUUUAGUUUGUUUCAUAUAAGUUUGAGAUUGCAUUACUACAUUCCACUGUUGUUUAUAUUUUGUGCAGAGAAAUUUAUUAAAGUUUUUUUUUGUUGUGAAUACAAUUUUUAUACAAACAAAGACACACCGCAGUACUAUAUGUAUGUGUUACAUUAGAUACAAACAUACUCGGCAAACUCUGCUUCAAGACAGAGCAUUUCUUUCCCAGUUUUAUCGCAUCCCAACUAUUUAGGAAACUUAGGGCAUAGUCAAUCUGGUGUACGCUUAGGAGUUAUUACGUAUGUGAUUGGAUUUUAGGUUUGUUUGUUUUUCUGUAAGUCAGACAAAUGGAAAAACUUCAUUACGAAAAUUCAGGAACAGAAAGUUAAUACUAUAUUCUGAAAGUUAAACGAACUUAAUUUAUUUAUUUGCAUUUUAUUAGUAUUUUUGGCGGGAACUUUAACCAAUUACUAUUUCAGAUGAUCUGUAGGAUUGAAUAAGGGAGAAAAUUGUAAUAAAGAUA
Ciona intestinalis (vase tunicate) is the source of this 14030-nucleotide messenger RNA. The record is from RefSeq and is a predicted model, not a curated record. NCBI's taxonomy places the organism in Eukaryota, Metazoa, Chordata, Ascidiacea, Phlebobranchia, Cionidae.